AGAUUAAGAUUUUCGUCUAUUUUAUUUGUAACACAAUAAACAAAUUAAAUAUAAGAAUAAUUGUGAGUACAGGUGUCCAUUCGAGUUAGUUUGCCAUAAUUAGUGCUGAUGUGGCUAAAGUUUGGGUAAAAAGGUUAGAAAGACGAAAGAAACAAGGGUGAGUUAAACAACAUAAACUGCUGUUAACACCUCAACUCAAGAGAGUGCUCAAGAAGAAGAAGAUGAAGAAAAAUGUGUAAAGUGACACUGACACUGUCACUCACUGCACCCUCUUCUUUCUUAACUUCGACCUACGAGACUUCACUUCAUUUUUAUUAGAACCCAAGAUAGAAAAAGGGUUACAUAAGUUUGAUGAGAAAAACACAAAGAGAGUGAGAGAAAAUGGAGAGGAAACAAAAAGCAAGAUCGAAAAAGCAAGGAUUAAUGGUGGGGAAAAGAGGAGAAAGAGGGCCCUGUACUCCACCACCCAGAUGGAGGUUAGAGUUUAGUACUACCGACUUCGAAGAUACCAACUUCAAAAACAACAACAAUCAUAGAGCCUGUACGGAAUUUCUCAUUAGUACUCCACCAAAUGUCUCUGCUAGGAAGUUGUGUGCCAGUCUUUGGGAUUUUGAGUCUCAUCGUUCUUCACUUGAUAAAGUGGGCAAAGGACAAGUCAGAAUCCGCCGCCGCCAACUCAAGAGUAAUGGGUUUAAGCUUCCCAUACAUAUUGCCCAUCUGUCUCAUGCCAAUCCUGGCAAUGAAGAAGAAGAGCCAGCAACUGCUAGCAGCUUGGGCAGAGCUUCUUCAGGAUCCUUUGUGAAAGAUCAUCGAUCAUCACGUGAAAGGAGCAACUAUGCUUUGCAGCCUGUUUCUCCUCCUAGCUAUGAAAGUAAUUCGAUGGAGGUGGGAACUUAUAAGCCUGCCCUUACUCCCACCAGUUCCUUGGAUUUAAAGUUUAAAAUGAAUGAUCAUGGCCUUAAAACUUCGACGGAGCUACUCAAAGUACUUAACCGGAUCUGGAGUAUUGAAGAACAACAUGGGUCUAAUGUAUCGUUAGUGAAAGCGCUGAAAAUGGAAUUAGAUCAUUCCCGAGCAAGAAUUAAAGAGUUGCUGAAAGAAAAGCAGACGGAUAGGGAACAAAUGGAUGAUUUGAUGAAGCAAGUUACGGAUGGUAAACUAGUUAGGAAGAGUAUUUUGCAAGACCGAAUUAGAGCAGCAGUACAAUCAGUUCGAGAUGAGCUAGAUGAUGAGAGGAAGUUAAGGAAGCGUUCAGAAAGCCUGCAUCGGAAGCUAGCUUGUGAGCUUUCUGAAAUGAAUUCUUCUUUUUCCAAUGUUUUGAGAGAACUUGAAAGGGAGAGAAAAGCAAGGAUCCUGUUAGAAAACUUGUGUGAUGAGUUUGCAAAGGGAAUAAGAAACUAUGAACAGGAGGUUCGAUCGCUGAAGCACAAGCUUGAGAUGGAUCAAAGAGGCAUAGACAAACCUGAGAAGUUAAUUCUCCAUAUAUCAGAAGCAUGGCUUGAUGAGCGAAUACAAAUGAAGCUAGCCGAAGCAGAAAACAACAUUGCAGAAAAAAUUACGAUAGUGGAGAAGCUAGGUUUCGAUAUAACAACCUUUCUUCAAGCUAAACAGACAGUAUCCAGGGAAAAUGGUCAAUUAUCACCAAAGGAAGAACUCGGCCUUCAACGACAUUCAUUGGAGUCGUUUCAACUGAAUGAAGCUGGAAGUGCACCUCGUCAUUUAGGCGAUGAAGAUUCUACUGAUUGUGAUUCGCUUUCAUUAGAAGUAAUCAACAAAACACCUGGUGUCAAACUAAACAAAAGCACUGAAAGACAACAUAAUAAAAAUACUUCAGAAGGCUAUCAUGAAGGAUUGUCAAAGUCUAAUUCUUUGAAGAAAAAAUUUCGGUCACAGGUACUGAUCAAAGGCGGUAGCCACUCUGGGGAGAGAUUGACUAGAGCCAUGUCAUGUAAUGGAGUUAGAUUUUCCAGAGAAAACUUAGAAGCAACAGAUGAUCUUAAACAUUCUGAAUUGCCCAAGACAUUAAAAUCAGAUCAUGUGAUCGAAAACUUGAUUCAAAAUUGCUGCAAGGAAGAAUCUUGUUUGCAAUCUGUGUUGGCUGGUGAUGCUAGUUCAAUACAGCAGUGGAAGUCUAAAAUGGUAACCCCAGAUUUUGAAAAAUCAGAAUCUUCCUUAAGAUGGCCUCAGGAACUAAAUGAAAACACAUUGAUGGCAAAGCUAAUUGAAGCCAGGUUAGAAAGAAGAAGGCGUUCGAGCUCAAAACUUUCAAAAGGCUCUAUAUAGAUCAUGGUAAAAGCUGAUCUAAACAGUUUAGUAAGCAAUGGAAAUAUUCAAGCAAUCUUUUCUCUGAUUUCUAGCCAUUGUAGAAUCACAACAGUACUUGUACAUACAAGUUGCGUCCUUGUUAUGUUUACAUAUUUAUAUUUAUUCAUUUCUGAUUUGAUGAUCAACACAACAAUAUUACCUAGUGUUCUCCGGAACCAGCAUAUAUGUAUAAAUGUAGAAUAAUUAGUUUUAUUAUCUCCUGAAUUUUUUACACUA
Molecule: messenger RNA, 2541 nt
Organism: Cannabis sativa
Lineage: Eukaryota; Viridiplantae; Streptophyta; Magnoliopsida; Rosales; Cannabaceae
Exons: 3
Coding region: 382-2283 (633 amino acids)
Source: RefSeq, a predicted model, not a curated record